This is a messenger RNA of Hibiscus syriacus, 1151 nucleotides long. Its product is annotated as soluble inorganic pyrophosphatase 4-like. Gene Ontology annotation, molecular function: magnesium ion binding; inorganic diphosphate phosphatase activity. Gene Ontology annotation, cellular component: cytoplasm. Gene Ontology annotation, biological process: phosphate-containing compound metabolic process. Lineage: Eukaryota; Viridiplantae; Streptophyta; Magnoliopsida; Malvales; Malvaceae. The record is from RefSeq and is a predicted model, not a curated record. The transcript has 8 exons. Bases 234 to 884 code for a protein of 216 amino acids.
AUUUUCCAUUUACUCGCUUCGGUUGCCUUUAAAUUCUAACGAGGAUAGAGAGCGGGAAGGCAUCAAGCUUUCAUUUGCUCCUCUACUCAAAGUGUCCUAUAGGGUUUCCAUCCCUUCUUCUCAUUACAUUUUUGCCUUUUCUCUUGGUUUUUUGAGAUCUGUGCCUUUUUUUAAUUCUUCAUUUAGCUUCUUGACAGCUUCAUCUUCUUAAGAGCAGGAAACCGAUUGCAGAGAUGGCACCACCAAUUGAGACUCCAAUCAAGUCCUCUAACUCUCACCACUCUUCACAUCCUCCUUUGAAUGAAAGGAUUCUUUCAUCAAUGACCAGAAGGUCUGUUGCUGCCCAUCCAUGGCAUGAUCUUGAGAUCGGACCUGGAGCUCCAAUGGUUUUCAACUGUGUGAUUGAGAUCCCGAAAGGAGGCAAGGUGAAAUAUGAACUUGACAAGAAAACUGGUCUGAUAAAGGUUGAUCGCGUGCUUUACUCAUCAGUUGUGUAUCCUCACAACUACGGGUUCAUCCCCCGCACUCUCUGUGAAGACAAUGAUCCCAUGGAUGUCUUGAUUAUUAUGCAGGAACCAGUUAUUCCGGGAUGCUUUCUUCGUGCUAAAGCUAUAGGUCUGAUGCCUAUGAUAGACCAGGGUGAGAAAGAUGACAAGAUUAUUGCUGUCUGUGCUGAUGAUCCCGAGUAUCGUCACUACAAUGAUAUAAAGGACCUCCCACCUCACCGUCUGGCUGAAAUUCGUCGCUUCUUUGAAGACUACAAGAAGAAUGAGAACAAAGAAGUUGCUGUUAAUGACUUUCUGCCUGCCACUACUGCUUAUGAGGCAAUCCAGCACUCCAUGGAUCUGUACGCGGACUACAUCGUGGAGAGCUUAAGGCGGUAGUUGUGCGCGAUUGCUAUGUCCCAGCUAUUUCCUGCUAUACAUUUAAGUCCCUUUUCACGUAACCAGAAAUUCAUAAUCUCUGGUUUUGCAACAAAGUAAAUGUCUUUAUGACAAUGAUGGCGAUAAUUUUAGUUAAUUCUCACUGUAACGAGUAAUUGCUUCACUCGAUUCUUUUCUUUUUUUGGGGGGAUUGUAUAAUGCCCACCACUUUUAUUUACCGUCUUUGACGAACCACAUCUUUUGAAUUAUUUUAUUAUUAUUACGGAA